This is a messenger RNA of Ascoidea rubescens DSM 1968, 975 nucleotides long. It is a transcript of the gene BOL1, whose product is annotated as Bol1p. The coding region runs from base 337 to 732 and encodes 131 amino acids. The record is from RefSeq and is a predicted model, not a curated record. NCBI's taxonomy places the organism in Eukaryota, Fungi, Ascomycota, Saccharomycetes, Ascoideales, Ascoideaceae. The transcript has a single exon.
CAGAAAACAGUCGAUGUAAAGUUGUUAAUUAGCAGAGAAAGUACUUUGGAAAGGUACUUGAAAGGCUCUUCGAUUAGCUGAAGCUGUUUGUUGCACUUUUGCAUUUGAUUUCCCUUAUUUCUUUUUUCUUUUUCUUUGUAUUCCCUUUUCUUGUUUUUUAACAUGAUAAGAAGUUCGAUUGUGAGAUCCUCAUUUUUAUAUAACUCAAUCAACAAAAUCAAUCCUUUCUUCAGUUUCAACAUCCCUAGCAAUUAUCACACUGCCAAUAACAACCAUAACUACAAUAACAAUUACAAAAAAAAUAGUGGUUUUGUUUAUAAUCGUUUUUCGAAAAACAUGUCUACCUACACACUACAAUACUCCAGUUCCACUCCCGGUCCUAUUGAGAAGGAAAUAGUUAAUAAACUAAUAGACAGCUUCAAUCCAAUAUCCUUGACUAUCAAAAACGAUUCAUCGAAACAUGCUCAUCAUGCUGGAAUUCGAGGAGCAACCAAUAUUACCGAAUCUCAUUUCAGAAUUGACAUCAUUUCAAAAUCUUUUACUGGUUUGAAUUUGCCCUCGAGACACAGAUUGAUUUAUAAGCUUUUGGACGAUGAGUUAAAAAACAAAGGUGUCCAUGCUCUAUCUCUAAAAAUUAAAACUCCUGAUGAAAUAAGUAAAAAUAACUCUUCAUCCUCAUCUUCCAGUUCAAAAAAUUCCUCGAAUGAAUCAAUCAAAGAUGAAAAUAUAUGAAAGAUAUACACAAAUAAAUAAACACACAUUCAAAUUCGUUAUAAAUAUUCAGUCCAAAACAAACAGCUUAUUAUGUUUAUCGGUUUACUAGUUUUAUGAGUUUAUAUAUAUAUACUAUUUUUUUUAAAUCAUUGAUUUUUACUGUCAUCACUUUUGUAUAUUUUAUCUAUCGUUUUUUACUUGAUUUUAUCACCAAAUUUAUUUUUUAGUUGUUUUUGUUCUGAUAAUUAUCUAAUACAAGCA